GGUUAAAUCGCUCCGUAACGGUCAUGCUUACGUCAUCACGCCAUAAAAGGCUUGACUACGAAAUUCUAUGGGUCGCUCGCAGUUUUAGCGGAACAACACGCUUGAAGUCGUAUUCCUACACUGAUGGGUUCCGCAUGGCCUAAAAUAGUAUUUAAGAGCGCUGUCCGAAAGCUAGAACCAAGACGUCUUGAUAAACAGAAAGGAAUCCAGUAUGGGUAACGUUUUAGAAUCCAUACAGCCGUGUGAAUGUCCCCAUGAGAAGCCAGAGAGACGAGAGGGGAGUAGCGAAGAGAAAAUCAUUGACUUAGAUGCGCGGAAUUGGGUAAAGAGACUAUACGAGGCAACGGACGUUUGGCCAAAAUCUAGCUGCAAAGAAGCCAUCGGAUGCAAUCAGUGCAAUGAUAGAUACCAAGAUACCCUGGGCUCAAAUUCUGAUGACAUUGACGUCAAUUCCCGAAAACAAAACCUCGAAAAAAGAACUUGUAGCAGCAGAGAAAGAGUAAAUUAUAUCAGAAUGAAAUACAAACUCGCUGAAAGGGACUAUAACUCGAGGAAGUACUCAGCUGAACAUUUACUUGACCUAACUCUAGCAAAACAGGAAAGAGAAAAAGGAAGACGGAGAAAAAAGGAACGAAAAGAGAAGUAUGCGAAUAUGAUGUCGGGAGUAAUCGUGCUGCAAAAAUAACAAACCACAAACUCUCUUUAAUUAAACCAAUUAAUUACAAAUAAAUACCGAGGGUGUGGGCCGUGCGAGAGCUCAAGUACUCAAGAACUGAGAGCGAAGCCUUAAAACGCGACCUUAAAACAAUGGAAAAAUUCGAUGCUUCAUAGGUUCGUGUAUGGCCUAAGAAAACGAGUACAACUGACACAUUUAUUAUACAGCGUUUUGCGUUUUUAUCGAGUUUCUUUGUUUUAGAAAGGGCUGUAGUCAGGUUAUAGGGUUAUACAGGUUAUGGGCCUUGUUACAAAGAGAGGGGCGGGUAAGAGUUAGCUGUCAAUCACAAUCAUGCUCCUCCCCCUUUUUCAAUAUUUAAUUUUCUCUUCAAUAUUAUUCAAUAUUGAAAAAAAAAAGAAGAAGAAGAGAUGGAUAGGUGAAAUGGCGUUGAACAAGAAUAUACAAGGAGAGAUUGGUCUUAUUAUAGGCUCUAUCCCAGCAAAUACAAGGUGCGAACGGCGAAUAGCACUUGGAAAAUGAUAGUUCUAUGCUUAUGGGUUGUUAGUGUUUCGUAAGGAUCAAGCUGAUAAAUAAACUCCAGACAUGCCAGAACAAUACAUUAAUGACCGAUAAUGGGUAAUCGCUCGAUUUAUAUAUAUAAUUUCUGCAUUUAGUAGAAAUAUGUAUCUAUCUAUCCCUAUUCCAUUUGCCAGUUUCCCGCGUCUCAAGAAUUGCUGAUCAUUAAAGACACAACAAGUUAAAAAAAACAUUUAUGUUCGCAUAUUUAUUUUCUCUCCACUACAUAACCAGCACCGAAUAAAAUACUCAAGAAAAAAAAA
Messenger RNA from Nematostella vectensis (starlet sea anemone), 1494 nucleotides. RefSeq lists its product as uncharacterized. The record is from RefSeq and is a predicted model, not a curated record. Lineage: Eukaryota; Metazoa; Cnidaria; Anthozoa; Actiniaria; Edwardsiidae. Bases 212 to 685 code for a protein of 157 amino acids. The transcript has 2 exons.